Molecule: messenger RNA, 2273 nt
Organism: Rubroshorea leprosula
Lineage: Eukaryota; Viridiplantae; Streptophyta; Magnoliopsida; Malvales; Dipterocarpaceae
Source: the annotation of a GenBank genome assembly
CUAGCUGGUGGUUGAGUGAGGGUUCCCUGUCUCAGUCCCCCAUCCACCCAUACCAUUCAACCCUUUCUUUUGCUUCUGCAUCCCACUGCAAACCAAAUGAGGAAUGCCUGAUUCUUUCAAAGGAGAAAAAUGGCAGCCCCACCAGCAAGAUUCACAGUAACAUUGCUCCUUUUUGUGAUGAUGGUGGUUUCAGGGUCAGUUUGGGUGGCAGAAUCAGCAAUAGGGGUGAACUGGGGGACAAUUCAGCUCCACAGGCUCAAGCCCUCAACCGUGGUGGAUCUGUUGAAGGAGAACAAGAUUCAAAAAGUAAAGCUUUUUGAUGCAGACCCACAAGUCCUUAGAGCUCUAAUGCGGAGUGGGAUUGAGGUCAUGGUUGGGAUCCCAAAUGAGAUGUUGGCUAUGCUUAGCUCUUCAACUGCAGUUGCAGAUCUGUGGGUUCGCCAGAAUGUCACCGCUUACAUUGGCAAAGGUGGCGUUAAUAUCAGGUAUGUUGCCGUGGGAAAUGAACCCUUCCUUACAAGUUACUCAGGUCAAUUUCAGUCAUAUGUUGUUCCUGCUCUGCUUAAUGUGCAGCAGUCUUUGGCCAAAGCAAAUCUUGCAGGAUAUGUGAAGUUAGUGGUUCCUUGUAAUGCUGAUGCCUAUGAGUCUGACGUUCCUUCCCAAGGGGCAUUUCGACCUGAACUAACUCAGAUUAUGACUCAGCUUGUUUCAUUCCUUAACUCAAAUGGUUCCCCAUUUGUAGUUAACAUCUAUCCAUUUCUAAGCCUCUAUGGGAACUCAGAUUUUCCACAAGACUAUGCAUUCUUUGAGGGCUCUACACAUCCUGUGAUAGAUGGGCCCAAUACUUACUACAACGCAUUUGAUGGAAACUUUGACACCUUAGUCGCUGCUCUCAGCAAAAUUGGAUAUGGCCAGAUGCCCAUAGUCAUUGGGGAGGUUGGUUGGCCCACAGAUGGAGCAUUUGGUGCAAAUCUCACAGCUGCCAGAGUUUUCAACCAAGGUCUCAUAAAUCAUGUGCUAAGUAACAAAGGAACCCCACUUAGGCCUGGAAUUCCACCAAUGGAUAUCUACCUUUUCAGUCUACUAGAUGAAGAAGCAAAGGACAUACUUCCUGGAAACUUUGAAAGGCAUUGGGGGAUUUUCUCUUUUGAUGGCCAGGCUAAAUAUGCACUGGACCUUGGUCUUGGUAACAGGAGGCUGAAGAAUGCCAAGAAUGUUCAGUAUCUACCAGCCAGAUGGUGUGUUGCAAAUCCAUCAACAGAUCUUUCUAGUGUUGUGAAUCACAUGAAACUUGCCUGCAACAUUGCAGAUUGCACAACACUCUCCUAUGGUGGAUCAUGCAAUGGAAUUGGGGCAAAGGGAAACAUCUCAUAUGCAUUCAAUAGUUACUAUCAGCUGCAAAUGCAGGAUGCACAAAGUUGUGACUUUGAUGGGCUUGGAAUGGUUACUUUCAUAGAUCCUUCCAUCGGUGACUGUAGGUUUCUUGUUGGUGUCACGGAUACUAGUAGCUCUUCUGCGUUUGGACUAUAUCAGAGGUGGGUCAUUAUUUGGGUUUGGAUUUUUGUGUGGUUCUUUAGGAUGUGAGAAACAGGUUUCAUGGGGGGAUUUUAAUGCUUCCCUCCUCUGAAACUAUUAUAGACUUAGAUACAGAGCCAACAGGGGGCUAGAAUAGUAGAGUUACAGUGUAGGAUUGUAUUAUAUCAUGUAUGAAAGAUAAGCCACCAAAUGUUAAAUUAAAUUAUCCCAAUCUUUGUCUUUAAUUUCUAGGAUUACAGGGUUUUCUUCUUAAUACAGAAUAUCAUGUUCGAUGUGAAUAUCCUUGCUUAGACAUCAAACUAGAAGAAACAAACAUUAUUCCUGAAUUCAGAAGGUGAAAUAUUUCAAGACAAAUAAACAUAAAGGAUAUCCUGGACUAAGAAGAAGAACAGGGAAACUGCUAAAGUCUCUGCUUUUCUUAGAGCUGCUCAGAGUUAGAGAUUGCAGCAACCGUCACUGCAGCAGGCUUUCCCACAUCGGAUCUGUGGCUUCCAAAUAAAGUAGCAGCAGCGACAGCCUGCAACUAACUUCGGCCAUUUAAACAAGCUGAAGCAGUCUCAAAAAUGGAAAAGAACUGGAUGAACAUUAUGGAUCAAGAAGGGGACUUUACCCUGUGGAUAAACCAUAUUCUCAGAUGCCUGCACACGCGCAUUUACGCAGAUAAUAAAGGAUGCCACCACCAGGAGCCAUGCCAAAGCAAGCAACAUUGUUUCUUUUCAACCCAUUUUUCCGAGUCU